UGGGCGCUUUUUUUGGUGUUAAAAAAAAGUAACUCUCAUUUGUUUUGCGCUUGAAGAGCGUCAUGGGAAAAACAAUUGACUGUCGUAAAAUAAGCCACAGUAGUGCGAUAGUGAUAAGCUUUCUUUUCCUAUAUUUUCCAUAAUAUUUUCAAUAUUAUUCCAUUAAAUGUAAAUUUUUUCACACUUUACAAUCGAGAUGCCACGCUGUUUAAUAAAAUGUCUAUUACGCUACAAUCGAAUCAACAAAAAUGAUGAAGAUUCAAAUUCGAAUAUCGCUUGUAUUGCGCCAGUGAUGAAUGCAAAAAAAAAGAAGAACAUGAAUAAAAAUAAUAAUAAAAAAUCUCCAAAUUUAUGGAAUUGUUCGAAAUUGUCAAUUGUCACGAGAUAUGGUUUCAAAGAUAAUGACGAAAUGCUUUGCACAACGAAAAUUCCCAAGGAACUUGAAUUAUGUUUAAUUAAUGAAAAUGAAAAUAAUUUCGAAUCAUUAUCACCAUCUGAUGAUUCUCCAUCAAGUGAUCAGGAAAUUUCCGACGAAUCACAAAAUAAUGAUAAUAAUAAUGAAAUAACAGACGAAUCAUCACCAAAUCCAGACGAUUUAUCCGAUGAAUCACAAAAUGAUUCGAAUUCAUCAAAUUCUGAAUAUCAGACAAAAAUUACAAAUUUCGAUAAUGACAAUUAUCAUUCAGAGAUAAAAAUUGAUGAAUUUCAACAAUUUUUUAUUAAUAGUGAAAAGAAAAAUUCAUCAUUAUCAAGAGAUAAAAUUAAAUGUAAUGGAGAAAUUAAUUCUGAAAUUUUGGAAUUUAAAAAAAAACACGAAUCCGAAAUUAAGACGAAUAUCUUACAGAUUCAAAAUUAUGAUGGAUUAAUUCAAAUUGCUGAUAAUUGUAAUGAAGUUCUUAAUGAAGAGACAUUCGACGAUCAUUGUUUGCCGAAAGAGAAAUCGAUGGAAAAAAUAAAUAACGAGAAUGAUCAGCCAAAUUGGAAGCGUAAUAAAGUCAUGCAUUGUUGUCCAUUUUGUAAUAAAAGUUUUGAUCGUCCUUGGGUGUUAAAAGGACAUUUACGACUUCACACUGGAGAACGUCCCUUCGAAUGUCCCGUUUGCAAUAAAUCCUUCGCCGAUCGAUCAAACCUGAGGGCUCAUCAAAGAACGAGAAAUCAUCAUCAGUGGGAAUGGAAGUGUGGAAUUUGUUUAAAAGCAUUUUCCCAACGUCGAUAUUUAGAACGUCAUUGUCCAGAAGCUUGUCGUAAAUAUAAAUUAUCCCAAAAGCGAAAUAUCCAGUAA
Molecule: messenger RNA, 1282 nt
Organism: Leptopilina heterotoma
Lineage: Eukaryota; Metazoa; Arthropoda; Insecta; Hymenoptera; Figitidae
Product: zinc finger and SCAN domain-containing protein 32-like
Exons: 3
Coding region: 197-1282 (361 amino acids)
Source: RefSeq, a predicted model, not a curated record